CUAUCUAAAAAAAUAUCAAUUAUAAAGGACCACGUAGUUAAUUAGAUUUUAUAAUGAUUCAGAUAAUUAGACGAUUGAAUUGGGAACGAGUAAUUUAUUUUUUUUCUUUAUCAAAAUCAAGCUUGCAUAGCAUUAUUCUGAAGAAGAAAGAAGGCCAGGCUUCAAAAAGAUUCACGAAUGGAGAUAAUACGAGCCUGUGGAGGUGGUUUCCAUUGCUGCAAUGCAUUCAAUUUGCUCCAUCCCAUCUCUAUUUCUCAUCCUCCGUUUCGAAUAAGAGCUCCCGCUACUGACUUGAAUCUGUCCAUGAAGCCCAAACUCCAUCGCCGGAAAUCCACUGCGCGGUCACUUCUCGGCGACAGAAAUUCCGAUUUCGCAGCGAAUGUAUCAAAUGCGGACCUAUCAUUGUCAGUAAAGAAGAUGGCAUCGGACAUGUCUGUUGAUAUGAAAGGAACUUCUGUGUUUCUUCUUGGGAUGAAUAGUUCCAUUAAAUCCAACUUGGGGAUGCUUCUUGCUGAUGCAUUGAGAUACCAUUAUAUUGACAGUGAUAGUGUAGUUGAAGAAUCUAUUGGAGGAAAGACUGUCGCUACAUCAAUUCCUCAAAGUAAUGAAGGAUUUCAAGAAGCAGAGACAGAGGUGCUGAGACAGCUGUCAUCUAUGGGCCGACUGGUUGUUUCUGCUGGAAAUGGUGCAGUUCGGUCUGCAACAAAUCUGGGACUUUUACGACAUGGGAUAUCUGUAUGGAUAGAUGUUCCUUUAAAGGUUGUUGCGAGAGAGAUCAUGGAAGAUAAAGUUCAAAUGCCUGCAUUUGAAAUUCCAAUAGCUGGAUCUUAUUCUGAGGUGUUGGCUCAGUUGACUGGCCUUUAUGAAGAAAGGCAGGGUGGAUACGCAACAGCUGACACGACCAUCUCACUCCUGAAAGUGGCUUCGCGAUUGGGUUAUGACAACCUGGAAUCUGUUGGCACAGAACAACUGUGUUUGGAGGUUCUGAAAGAGAUAAGCAAAUUGAUGAGGGUAAAGAAGAUGAUGGAAGAAGCUGGGAGGCCUUUUUAAGUUAUGUGAGUCUUGCUAAUACUUUUCCAUCACUCCAAUGACUUGCUGUAUUUGGUCCUACUGCAACAUUAUGAUGUAGGAAUUCAUUUUUCUAUGACCAAAUUUCAUACCCAAGAUACUUUGUGCUAUGUAUCUCCCAUACGAAAAGCGACGAUGAUUUUGAACUUGGGAUCCGUUUGAUGGGAAUACGGUUGUAAAAAUAUCGAAUCAAUCCAAACAUACACAUUUUGAUUCGAAUUAGAUUAUGUUUUUCUGGACGCAAUCCUUUUGACUGUUUCAUUCUGAGAUAUUUGGCAUCAUCAACAUUAGUAGCCCGCAUGAGUAGCUUAACUGGUUCAAGGAGAGGAUGUCAAACCCGUUGAUCCUAGGGCCGAAUCCCGACGGCGGCAAUGUGGGAGUUCUAUUAUUUGUAAUAGUUCCUUGUGCGCACCGGGCACAUGGCGGCCUCUCUAAGGGUCAGAUUGAGAUCAUACCAUGACUUACUUCCUUCACAAUCCUGUCGAGCCGGAGUGUGAGGGCGCCCGGGAUGGGCGUUCCACCUUUUUUGAGAUGAAAAAUAGCGUUUUUCUAUUAAGCUUAUUCAUUGAAGAAAGAAAUCUCGAAAGUUGAAAUUUAUGGGCGCAGGAAGAGAGAGAAGGACGCAUUUGCCACCACAUGAUGCGUGUCUGUCUGUUACAAAGCAGUCGUCGCCAUAUCGUCAUCUUCUCCAAAUCAAUGACUCGCAUCUAUUCUUUCCGCAUAAUGUACAAGUCUAUGGAGCCCAUAUUGUUAUCAUAUUG
Cuscuta campestris is the source of this 1829-nucleotide messenger RNA. The record is from the annotation of a GenBank genome assembly. Lineage: Eukaryota; Viridiplantae; Streptophyta; Magnoliopsida; Solanales; Convolvulaceae.